AUGAACGGUUACUUGAUACUAUCACUGGUAUUACUUGUCAUUUGCGCAUGUACCGCCCUUUCUCCUGAGGAGAGCUUCAUGUGUUUUAAAGAAUUUAACUCCGAACCAAAACCCUCAGCGGAGUGGCUGGCAAAGAAGAAAAAGUUGAGAGAUAUAUGGCUCACUUCUCAACCUAAGACGGCGACGACGACAGCUGCACCCUCUGAUCAAUCCUCUACACUUCUUUUCGCAGUACUCGGAUUUCUUGCUUUGAUUACGCUCAUCGCGCUACCGUCUCGUGAGCUUUUUGAAAUUCGUUUCAAAAUGUUUUCUGCUAUUAUCGUUAUUUCUGCUCAAACUUGGGCUGUGAAACGAAACUCUGUGAAACGGCAAAGGAAUCGUGGCCCCGAAGUCCAGGAAAAUCAAGAGCUACUCUAG
Necator americanus (New World hookworm) is the source of this 417-nucleotide messenger RNA. RefSeq lists its product as uncharacterized. Lineage: Eukaryota; Metazoa; Nematoda; Chromadorea; Rhabditida; Ancylostomatidae. The transcript has 3 exons. The record is from RefSeq and is a predicted model, not a curated record. The coding region runs from base 1 to 417 and encodes 138 amino acids.